AUGCGUACAUCAAAUAAAUCAUAUCAAAUGAGAAUUUUAUCAAGUCCAUCUAUCGAUAUUGCAAUUCCACCGGUAUCAUCUAAUGAUAAUCAUUCAAAAAUGCUUGUUGAAGAAAGUAUAAAAUCACCUGUUUGUAAUAUGGAAUGUCCUAAUAAUACUUGUUUAUCAGUACAUGAUGAUGAUGAUCUCAAGCAAACAUCCGUUAGGUUUCCUAAUAAUGAAAACAAUCAACAGCAGAAAGAAAUGUUAUCUCUCGAACAACAAGAUCUUUCCAUAGAAUCUAAUGGUAAUCGUUCAACAAAAAUUGUUCCAUGUAUAACAAAAAAUGCACUAUAUAAAUCUAAUACUUUACCAUCUUCAAUCGAGAAAAUAGUAAAUGAUAAUAAACAAUAUUUUUCUUAUCCAAAAGAUUUAAUUCGUUUGCGUGUUAAAAAUAAAAAUUUAAUUUCAACAUUAUCAAAAUCUAAAAUAUCACUUUCAUCUAUCUAUCAUGUUGAUGAUUCAAUACAAUGUCAUCAAAGAAAUAUAGUCAAUGAAUUUAAAUCAAUUCUUCAACAAACAAAAAAUAUUCAUAUUAAUAAUAAUGCUUUAGAUGAUGACUUAACAACUAAUAUUUCUUCUCCAUUAAUAUUCGAUACAAAAGAAAUAUUAACUUCAAAUGAACAAAAAAUAGAGCCGAUAUUUUUCUCAAUAAAAAAUCGAAAUGAAAAUAAACCGGAAAAUCCAUCUAUUGUUUCUUCGGAUAGUCAAACAAAAUCGAUUAAAGAUAAUCCUAUGGAAAUUCAUAAAAUAAUACAAAAUCAAAAUGAAAUUAUUCGAGAAGGUGUUGAACAAUUAAUGCGUUAUCAAAAAUUAUGUGAAUCAUAUAAAUUAACAAGCAAUAAAGCAGUUAGACAAUUUCUUAUGAAAUCAACAGUUUUAUCUCCAGAAUCUCUUUAUAAAUUAUCAAUGAUUAAUGAACCAAAUUCAACACACAAAAUAAAGAGAAAAACAAAAUAG
Molecule: messenger RNA, 999 nt
Organism: Rotaria sp. Silwood2
Lineage: Eukaryota; Metazoa; Rotifera; Eurotatoria; Philodinida; Philodinidae
Source: the annotation of a GenBank genome assembly